AUGACAUUCACAUAUUGUAUUUUCCAAAAUCGAAUAGCUAAAGUCGUUCACAGAAAUGAUAAAGAUGAAAUUCAAUUUUACGAAAUUACUGCCUCGUCCCCAUCUUCGUCCUCCACCUCCUCCUCAUCUAAUGCAGAGUGCACACUCGCAGGAUCCAUCUUUAUUGAUGGGACAAUUAUGGAUAUCCAGUUUCGAUCCAAAAGCACAACUUCUAGUAGCAAAGUUUCAAAAAAGCGUGCUGUGAAUGGAACGCAGCAAAAAAAUACUGGUGGCACUGAUGCCGAUGAGUAUCUCUUGGCUGCGAUUUUAGAGUCUGGCGAGGUACAGGUCAUCUCAUGGUUGUCAAACUCCAUCAUCAACACUAUAACAUCAGCUCAAGAGUUUCAGCUAAAUAAAGUAGUAGCAUACGAGGAAGAAAACAUAUACGGGGUGAACAAGCUGCGAGAUCUUUACCAGAUCAAUGCCGUUACUGGAAAGUCUACUAAAAUCAAAGUGUCGGGAUUCGAUAGCUUGGCCAUAGUCGAUGGAAAAGUAUAUGUUGGUGAUGGUAAGCAGAUCGAUAUUGGUUCAAUUACAAAGAACAAGUUUGCUAAAAGCAAAACAUUUACUUGUCCUGUGGAAUUUACAAAAGUAGAAAACUUUUUGCAGGAUAUGUGUAUUUUAAGCGAUGGUAAAUCGACUUUUAUUUUCGAUACCAAAACAGGCGACACUCGGGAACUUGUUGCAAACGAAAACGAUAAAAGGAGUAUAAAUAGAUAUGUGGGCAGCUUGCAACUUGAUGAUGAAUCUUAUUUAGUGACCGCAGGGGAAUCUGCACUUGACAUUUUCACUAGUUCUGGGAAACAUUUCAACACAAUCCAUACAAACAAAUACAUUACCAAUGUGUUUGCAAUCAACAGCACUCCUUUGUUUAUUUGGAAUGACGAUAAUGAGGACUUUCAUGCUGGUGCAUUUUCAAUUGAUCAGUCACAAAUCAAUGCAGAGAAUGGGAGUGGAGCAUCUGUAAUACGUACAAAAAACGUUACAAACACCUUGAUUGAUUUACCAAGCCAAAAUAAUGUGAAUCCUUUGGACAAGGAGUCUCUCAUCAGUAGCUUGACGAAAAGUUUGGGUGAAGAAAUACCGGAUGCCGAGAACAUUUUACUAGUUUGUUCUUCAGCUUCUGAAAGCGACGAUAUUAGAGAUGUGGUGACAGUUUUGUCAGUUGAGCAAAGUGAAAAAUUGUUUUCUGUUAUCAGCACUGUGAUGGAAGAGAACGUGACUAGCAAUUUUACAUUAAGUCUCUGGCUCAAAUGGGUUUUGUUGGUGCAUGGUGGUUCAUUUGCACGCAAUCCAAAUAUUUCAGUUAAGAAUAUACAGACACAGCUCAAAGCUGGACUCAAGGUGAUGCCACAUUUAUAUGCUAUCAAGGGUAAACUUCAAUUAUUAAAAUUACAAUCUGAGCUCAGAUCUAGUGCUCCACUCCAGGAUAUCGAUAUAACAACCACUGUUGAAGAUGAGAGUAUGAUGUACGCCAACGGAGAAGUGAAUGAUAUUUCAGCUUAA
This is a messenger RNA of Lodderomyces elongisporus, 1545 nucleotides long. RefSeq names its product Utp9p (gene UTP9). The record is from RefSeq and is a predicted model, not a curated record. The coding region runs from base 1 to 1545 and encodes 514 amino acids. The transcript has a single exon. Lineage: Eukaryota; Fungi; Ascomycota; Pichiomycetes; Serinales; Debaryomycetaceae.